UCAACUGAGGGACUGAGUGAGAGAGACACACGGAGAUUAAGAAAAACAGACAGUAGAAAGAAGGACAUGUGACAGUAAAGGAGCUAACUGAACAGUGACAUUUAUACUUUGUAUGGGAGGCAGGAAACCAGACAACUACCUGUGGAGAUGGGAAGUACAACCCUCCCAGUGUACCUCAAUGUGAGUGCAGGGAUGAUCAACUCGUCAUCGGACCCAGCUAACAAUGAGGAGGGUUACAGCGAGGCAACGAUGAUCCUGCUGGGCAUGGUCAUGUCCUUACUCGUCCUGGUCAUUGUCUUUGGCAACAUCCUGGUCAUUACAGCGAUCGCCCGCUUCCAGCGUCUCCAGAAUGUCACCAACUGUUUCAUCACAUCCCUGGCCUGUGCUGACCUGGUCAUGGGUCUCGUUGUGGUUCCUUUCGGUGCCUGCUCCAUCAUCUUUAAUACCUGGCACUUUGGCAGUUUCUGGUGUGAGUUCUGGACCGCGACUGAUGUGCUCUGCGUGACUGCAAGCAUCGAGACCCUGUGUGUCAUCGCCAUUGACCGUUAUUUGGCCAUCACCUCUCCCUUCCGCUACCAGUCAAUGCUGACCAAGUGCAAGGCUCGCAUUGUGGUUGUGCUGGUGUGGGUGAUUGCCGCCUUGACGUCAUUCCUGCCCAUCCACAUGAAGUGGUGGAUAUCAGUUGAUGAUAAAGCAAAGAAAUGCAUUGCAAACAGUAACUGCUGUGAGUUCUACACCAACAUGGCUUACGCCAUCACCUCCUCAAUCAUUUCCUUUUACAUCCCUCUGGUCAUCAUGGUCUUUGUGUACAGCCGCGUUUUCCAGGAGGCCAAGCGCCAACUGAAGAAGAUUGACCAAAGCGUUGGACGUUUUCAAAACAGCGACAACAGCAACCUAAACUCUCUGGAGGCUAGCAACACGCGCGGCAACAAGAAGGCUAAGUUUUGCCUGCGGGAACACAAAGCCCUUAAGACACUGGGCAUCAUCAUGGGGAUCUUCACUCUUUGCUGGUUGCCCUUCUUUCUGCUCAACGUUGUGGUGGCCAUAUGGAAGGUGGAGGGCAUUGGGCUCACCUUCAGGAUACUCAACUGGAUAGGUUACGCAAACUCGGCCUUCAACCCGCUCAUUUACUGCCGCAGUCCUGAGUUCAGGUAUGCCUUUAAGGAAAUCCUCUGCAUGAAAAGAAACCGUCUCAGCAACCCGGGGCCCGUGAACGGAUACUUCUACAGCAGGCACAGCUGGCAGAGCGAGCAGCAAGGGAGGAGUAAGGGCAGCUUGGAAGACAGUGAGGCUAAUGAAGGCUGUCUGGGGAAAACAGCGGGGGACCAGGCAGUGGACCCCAACGGGAAUUGUAAGAAAGGCAUAACGACUGUAACGACUGUCCUUUAAACUUGGAGCCCUGAGGCUUCUGUCAACAGGGAGAUCCAGACAUGUUUACACUGCUGCCAUACAUUUUUUGACUAAUGAAGGUAAGGCCAGUCCAACUGGCUGGUAGAGACUGCUUCACAGAAACUGUAAUAUUCAUGUUCAGCGGAGGAAAUAAAUACUGUAGGUAGAUCACUUUUCCUUUUGUUACAUUUCUCAUGUUUAACUUUCCACCUACCUCAUCACAUCUUUUCAUGUCUUUCUUAACUGACUAUUUCACAAUAACUCACUGUCCACAGGAGUUACACUAGGGCACUAUCUCAGCUGUUUAUUUAGUCUACUAAAUGAUCUGUGCUUUUUAUAAUUGCUAAUUACCUGGCUCUGAUUUAAUUUGUGGUCAUGUUUCUUGUCUCGGAGUUCUUGGAAAAAGAUUCCACAAUUUAUUAAGAUGAAAAUGUUUUUGAAAUUGAAAGUAAAUUGUUUAAAGCUGUCCCAUUGGACAUGCCACUUUGGCACGAUUAGCAAGUCAUUUUCUCCAAUAGAGAAUGAAUGAGGAGCACGGAAAUAUUAAACUUAAUGCCUCUUUGGUGCUUUGUUUGAAGUACAUUCCAAACCAACCAAAAUCAUAAUUUAGCAUUUUAACCCUAUUUAUGUUUAUUUAUUGUGUUUAUUUAUUUUUUUAAAUGAUUGUCCCAGUGUGAAAGAUAAUGAUGAACAGGUGUGGCAGAACCUGUGUCUGUCUCUCUCUCUCUCUCUCUCUCUUCACUGCUCAGCUAUGUUGGGAGGCCCUGCUGCCUGCUCUAAUGUUUUACAGCCUGUUGCAUGGGUGUUCCUGUUGCCAGCAAAUGGCACCAGAGAUAUGAAGUUAUCUAUAUCUCACUGGUGCACACUGAGAAAUGCCUCGGGCCACCCUUUGAAAACAUGUAUAGGUAGUUUGUAUAGGUAGUAUGAGCCAGAUUCAAUGGUGAGCCCUAUAAAUAUAUAUACUAUCUUUAAAGCAGGUGGCAUUAAUGUAGUUUAUCCUGAGAAUUGACCUUAGAAGCUUUCUUUUGUAAAAAUAAAUGCACAGUGUUUAACAAAGUUUUCUACCAGUCAGAUCAUGCUUUUAGUCCACUUAUUAAUUUUCUUGACAUGUAAACCAGUAAUGUUACAUUAUAAAGCCUUACUUAAAUAUGUAUUGUCCCAUCUCUGUGCUGGUAGCAACAGAUACAGUUAUCCCUUUUGUUGCACAAGCCCUGUUGGUUUAUUAAAAUGUGUGGUUGCCGUGUUUCAGCUUGUAGUGUUUACUGAAACCAGAGAAGCAGUUUCCUUAGUCAUGGCACAAGGGUACAAACCACACACAAUAAUAAACAGUGCGUUGAAAUAGCCAAGCGAUAACAGCGUCCCAGGCUAAAGACUGGUUUUGACUACUCAGAGGCAGAUGAACGGAGAUGAGAAAAAAAAAAAGGCCAGAGCAGUGCACCUUUGUCUCUGCUCCCUGAGAUUUCCCAGAGUCUGUAAACGGAUGUCUGGAUCUUUGUGAAAUCUGUCUGACAUUUGCAUUUGUGAGCAGUGCCUCAGCUGUUCCAGUUGUUUCAGUCAGUUUCAGUCUACUUUAGACGCUGCUUGAUGCUCAGUCUCCAGGAAAUGCCCCCAAUCCAGCUGAGCCCAGUAUAAUAAACAUAAAUAAAUCCAUUAUCUCUACCAUUUAGCUGGAGAAUCCGAUAACUCCCUCUUAGGAAACAUUGAAAUAGAUUAGUACAUUAUAAAGCAUACCGUUCCCAAUCUGCAUGAUGAGAUUUGAUGAUAUCCAAAGGGCGAACCUGAAAUGAGACUCUUUCUUAUCUCCCGUCUUAAGAUCACGGGCUCUUGGGACUUUUUGACAUAGGCAAGCAAUAACGGAACAUUAGCGCUUCACAUGCAGGUGCUUGAAAUUGGAGAAUUCAGCCACUUUUCCCACACUAACUGAUUAGUGUUGCAGGUGUAAGCCCCUUUCUCCUGUCAGUUUGGUGUUCUCUAUGUCCUGAUCAAAGUGACAGCAUGCUAAAUGUGGCUAUAGAAGACGGGAGGGGUGAGCAGGGACUCUCUGCCAGUCUAAAUCGGUGUUAGUGACCUGUGUUUUAGUGCAUGUAGCGUUGCCUCUGGUCAGCUGACUGGAGUCAAAAACUGUGAACUUUGUUCCCUCAGAGGAAUCCAUAUGUACUGUAUCGCUAGGAUUGGUCAGCACUGUUGUCACUGACCUUAAGAAUAGACGUAGAUACGUUAUCAUCUUACGUCAGUGUUUGCCAUGUGAAAAACAAGCCUUCCCGUCUGUUGAUCUUUUUUGCUGUUUUUCUUUUUCAUGGAUUUACAGCAAAGUAAAUACAGGGGUUGAAUGUCAUAGCAAAUGUUCUCCAGGUUGCUUUUUUUCUUCUUCUCAGCUUCAGCACUUCAACAUUUUCACUGUACAGGACGCACAAAGCACAAAAUAGAUAACGAUUCUAGACCAAGACUUUUGCUAAAUGACUAUUGUAUUUACUCAAUUACCUGUCGCAUUGAGACUACACUGAUGAGUCACUGCUGGAUUUGAAAAUGGUUUUAUUUUUUAAGAAACACUUGUGCUUGUGCAUGUGAUGGUUUGCAUGUCUGCUAUACAAAAUUGUGGUGAUGUGUUUGUGAUCAGUUUAAGUCCAAGAGGAGUAGGUUGUGAACUGUACAUCCACACUGCUCCCUCCUGGCAGUGGCCUCUCCUUGCACCUCAGCUGUCUCAGCGAUAUUAAUGGGUACUGUUUCAUCAAUACGCCUGUAUAAUAGAGAAUUUAAUUCAUGUCUUCAAGUCCUUAUGCUUGAGGACACAACAAUGUUAUGUGCAAUGAGUCUUGAAUCAUUAAUUGACGCUAGAACAUUCCAAGUACAGUUGAUGGUUUGUCUACUGAUGCAUUCAAUGAACAUUCAGUUCCAAUAAUGAAGUUUGGCCCUAGAUCACCCAUCGUAUCCACUGGUACCAACUCUGCAUGCAUGAAAAGCUAUUUUAAAAGUGGAUACUGGGUUAAAGACAAGUCUUAGAGAAUAUAUCACAAAGUGGCAUGUAUAUCUUUAAUCUUUUCUAUAUUUUAAUAUGAUCAACGCUGAGGUGGUCUAAUGCUAAUGCUAUCCUCACUGAUCCACUGUUGUCCCUAUUUGAUAAAAGUCAUGUUGCCCCCCCAUAAACCGCUCUGCACAAUUUAGAUUAGGAUUGUUCACUAAUUUAAAGCAGCACUCAAUGGCACUUUUAAGAAACAUUUGCAGAAUUUUUUUGAACAAUUGAAUCCACGUUUCAGUUCAUGAACUGUAAACAAUUACUGGCUGGAGAGUUCACUUGUACCAUAAUAUUUUUGUGGAAAUCCUCCUUCCUGUUUGCGACUAAAAAAGAGUGAGUCAUGAGAAUCUGCAGAGUUUCAGCACAGAUGUUGUUGAAGGUGGACUGUCCUGAUAAAUUGAUGAUUUUGACUUCUCAAUGAAAAUGGAGUAUUGCUUUAGCCGUCAUAUGAAAAACAAACCUAUUACAUGUGAACUGUUUUUUCGAGUGAAAGAAGUCGUCACUCAGCUGAAUGUUUACUAAAUGUUUGGAAACUGUUUUCGCACAAGUUUUUUGUCACUGUUUGAUAAGGUAAUGAAGCCUGUUACAACAUGUGGUGUCCUGUGGUAUUUAUGUGUACGUGCUGUAACAUUUGUAUUGAAAUAAAUGAUGUACAUGUUC
Molecule: messenger RNA, 5062 nt
Organism: Anoplopoma fimbria (sablefish)
Lineage: Eukaryota; Metazoa; Chordata; Actinopteri; Perciformes; Anoplopomatidae
Gene: adrb2a
Product: adrenoceptor beta 2, surface a
Exons: 2
Coding region: 148-1389 (413 amino acids)
Biological process (GO): negative regulation of smooth muscle contraction; norepinephrine-epinephrine-mediated vasodilation involved in regulation of systemic arterial blood pressure; adenylate cyclase-activating adrenergic receptor signaling pathway
Cellular component (GO): membrane
Molecular function (GO): beta2-adrenergic receptor activity; norepinephrine binding
Source: RefSeq, a predicted model, not a curated record